UUUUGAGAAACUCAAACUGAGCAUGUUCUACUUUUAUCACUUAUCACAAUUUUUUUCCUUCUAUCUUCACGGGCGGAUUCUUUUCCUCUUUCCGUUUCUUAGAAACUCUGUCACACACAUGGCCUUUUUUUUUUUUUAAGUAACUUUUCUUCGUCUUUUAAAUUGAAUUUCUCUGCUGAUAUUUUCUGCAAACUGUUUUGUUAAAUUCUAAAUGGGUUUCUCUCAAAAGGAGGAGCAUUAAAAAAAAUCCCAACCAACCAUAUAGAAAUGCAUUGUAGAUUAGUAGUGGAGGAGACUUGCAAGUUGCAAGUGACCUCAAAUUACUGGCCGCCUCUUGUGGUUGAGUGAGGAAAUCACUGGGAGCCGUUGGCUGUCUGUUGGUUGGGUUUUUGUUUUUCCAAGGAGAAAUCUCAGAGAUUUUGAAAAAGAGAAAUGGAGCCCGGAAAUCAAUACAAGUCUAUGGAGAGAGCUGUUUCACAGAAGGCACUGCAAAUGGGUAGCUCAUUUCCAUGCCAAAUUUGUGUGGUGGGUUUUCUCUGUGGAGUCUGCCUCACCUAUUUCUUUCUGGCUGCUCUUACUUCGUUGGGCUCUUUUGGGUUUGGUCCUAUUCCAUUCUCAGUUUUUUCAGCGGCCAAUUCAACUUCGACUUCAGAAAAAUUGGAUUGCAAAUUUCAAGUAAAAGAAAGAGAGAGAUGGGCUGAAUUGCAAAGAAGUAAUAGAGAGACUGAUGAUGAGAGAGUUUCAUUAUUACAUUCUGCUUGGAGUGCAUUGCUUCCUGAAUCUGCCGAUGAAGAAAGUAAGUUCUUGCAAAGUGUUGGCCUGAGCAAAUCCAUUCUGCCCAACGCUCCUCAUUUGGAAAACUGCAAAUUGAGUGCUCAGAUGAAUAAGCAUCUCGAUCAGUAUGCUGAGAACAAGAGUUUCCCUACCUGGACAUCCUGGAAGGGAUUGUUAAACAUGUAUCCGGCAUCUGCAAAUCAAUCGAGUUAUUUUAGGCAGCAAGAUAUUUCAGAAGGUGCCUAUCCUCCAUGGGUCACUGGAUCGGAUGAAGACAAUUAUCCCUUUACAAGGAAAGCGCAGCGUGACAUAUGGAUUCAUCAGCAUCCAUUAAACUGCAGGGCUCCUAGUGUAAAAUUCCUAGUUUCUGACUGGGAGAGAUUACCCGGAUUUGGCAUUGGUGCUCAGUUUGCAGGGAUGAGUGGCCUUCUUGCUAUUGCAAUUAAUGAAAAGAGGGUACUUGUUACCAACUACUAUAAUCGGGCUGACCAUGAUGGUUGUAAGGGUUCUUCACAUUCCAGCUGGUCUUGCUACUUCUUCCCAGAAACUUCUCAAGAGUGCCGAGAUCAUGCAAUUGAGCUAAUGUCCAGUAAAGAAGCUUGGGAAAAGGGUAUCAUAACUGGAAAAGACAACUAUAAAUCAAAGGAAAUCUGGGCUGGCCGGAGUCCUAGGGUUUGGGGUGACCCGUGGAGUUACUUGCAGCCAACAACAGAAAUAAAUGGUAGUUUGCUGGCCUAUCAUCGUAAAAUGGAUCGACGGUGGUGGAGAGCGCAGGCAAUACGCUACUUAAUGAGAUUUAAAACUGAAUAUACAUGUGGCUUGUUAAAUGUUGCUCGCCACACUGCAUUUGGAAAGGAAGCUGCAAAAAUGGUUCUCAAAACUCUCGAUCGAGAUUGGCCAAAGGAAGCCACAAACAAGCCCAUGUCAGAUAUUGAAAAGUACGUCUGGUCAAACCACGGCCCAUUGAUCCCCAGACCAUUACUUAGCGUGCACGUAAGAAUGGGAGACAAGGCAUGUGAGAUGAAGGUGGUUGAAUUUGAUGAAUACAUGCAGCUCGCUGAACGCUUGAGGAACCGGUUUCCGCAUCUUAACAGCAUUUGGCUCUCUACUGAAAUGCAGGAAGUUAUCGAUAAAUCAAGACGUUACCAGCAUUGGAACUUUUACUACACGAACGUGACACGACAAAUCGGAAACGCAACAAUGGCUGUGUACGAGACAAGUCUUGGAAGGAAAACCAGCACAAAUUAUCCCCUUGUUAAUUUUUUGAUGGCAGUGGAAUCAGAUUUUUUCAUUGGAGCAUUGGGUUCUACAUGGUGUUUUCUUAUAGAUGGCAUGAGGAACACAGGAGGAAAAGUAAUGGCUGGUUACUUGAGUGUUAACAAAGAUCGGUUUUGGUAGGCCAUUAUAAGAUUUAUCCUUAAUUAGCCAGCACAUCUUGUCCUUGUAUAUGGGUUGUUUCUUGUACAUAAAAUGAAUGGUGAUUGAAACUUACUAUCAAAAUCAAGAACUUGUAGACUA
This is a messenger RNA of Tripterygium wilfordii, 2292 nucleotides long. RefSeq lists its product as uncharacterized. The transcript is spliced from 8 exons. NCBI's taxonomy places the organism in Eukaryota, Viridiplantae, Streptophyta, Magnoliopsida, Celastrales, Celastraceae. The record is from RefSeq and is a predicted model, not a curated record. Gene Ontology annotation, biological process: protein N-linked glycosylation. The coding region runs from base 433 to 2172 and encodes 579 amino acids. Gene Ontology annotation, molecular function: alpha-(1->6)-fucosyltransferase activity.